Molecule: messenger RNA, 1207 nt
Organism: Cajanus cajan (pigeon pea)
Lineage: Eukaryota; Viridiplantae; Streptophyta; Magnoliopsida; Fabales; Fabaceae
Product: annexin-like protein RJ4
Biological process (GO): response to heat; response to water deprivation; response to salt stress
Cellular component (GO): cytoplasm; plasma membrane
Molecular function (GO): phosphatidylserine binding; calcium ion binding; calcium-dependent phospholipid binding
Source: RefSeq, a predicted model, not a curated record
AAACUAAACUCCAACGUACCCAACACCUUAGUGAGGAAAGCACAACUAAUCAACCAUGGCCACCCUUAUUGCUCCCACCAGCUUUUCACCUGGUGCAGAUGCAGAAGCUCUUCGAAAAGCUUUCCAAGGAUGGGGGACUGAUGAGAAAACCGUUAUUGCAAUAUUGGGUCACAGAAAUGUUUAUCAGAGGCAACAAAUCAGAAAGUCUUAUGAGGAAAUUUACCAAGAAGACCUCAUCAAACGCCUAGAGUCUGAGCUCUCUGGAGACUUUGAGAGAGCUGUGUACCGUUGGAUGCUGGAACAUGCAGAUCGUGAUGCUGUUUUGGCCAACGUGGCCAUCAAGAGUGGCAGCAAAGGUUACCAUGUGAUUGUGGAAAUUGCUUGUGUGCUUUCCCCUGAAGAGGUUUUGGCUGUGAGGCGUGCCUAUCACAACCGUUACAAGAGAUCUUUGGAAGAAGAUAUAGCCACUAAUACCACUGGCCAUCUUCGCCAGCUGUUGGUUGGGUUGGUGACCUCAUUUAGGUAUGGUGGUGAUGAGAUCAAUGCUAAAUUGGCAAAAAGUGAAGCUGAUAUUCUUCAUGAAUCUGUCAAGGAGAAAAAGGGUAAUCAUGAAGAAGCCAUUAGGAUCCUUACUACAAGGAGCAAGACCCAACUUAUGGCAACUUUCAACUGCUACAGAGAUGACCAUGGCACUUCCAUAACCAAGAAACUGUUGGAUAAUGCAUCUGAUGAUUUCCACAAGGCAUUGCACACUGCCAUUAGAUGUCUCAAUGACCACAAUAAGUACUAUGAAAAGGUUUUGCGCAAUGCCAUCAAAAGGGUUGGAACUGAUGAGGAUGCAAUCACCCGUGUGGUGGUCUCAAGGGCUGAGAAAGACAUGAAGCACAUCAAAGAGGUGUAUUAUAAGAGAAACAGUGUUCACCUUGAGGAUGCAUUGGCCAAGGAAAUCUCAGGGGAUUACAAGAAAUUCAUCCUCACUUUGUUGGGCAAGAAAGAUUGAAGUUUUUGCUCUAUGCUCUAGCCAGGGACAUUUCUUGUUUUUGGACUAUCUUGGUUUCUUGUGCUGUGAUGAGUAUGCCCUAGGAGUCAUGAAUCUAUUAUCUAUUAUCUUUGUUGUGUGAGACAAUAAUGUGUACUAUUUUAAAUUACUAUUUUGUCAUGUUUGAUAUGUAUAAUAAACUUUAUAUAUAUUUGUACUGUUCAAAAA